Messenger RNA from Paraglomus brasilianum, 825 nucleotides. The record is from the annotation of a GenBank genome assembly. NCBI's taxonomy places the organism in Eukaryota, Fungi, Glomeromycota, Glomeromycetes, Paraglomerales, Paraglomeraceae.
AUGUUUAUCGGAAUAAUAGGAACCCCGUGCUCGGGAAAGCACACGGUAGCGGGCUGGCUUGUAAAAGAGCAUAACUUUAAGGCUUUAUCCCUACGUGAAAACAAACGUGACGACCUCCACCCAUUGAUUUUUAAGAGUGCAGAGAAUUUAUUACUAUACGUUACUGAAAAUUGGGAAGAUAAUUUUGUUACAUGUGAUAUUGAUAGCGAAGAGAUACUUGCAUCUUACAGGAGACGGCCCUUCUUUCUAUUGAUAGCAGUAGAUGGACCGGUGAUGCUGAGAUAUGAGAGAUAUCGCAAUCGCAAGUGCAAAUUAGAGAAAUCACUACAAAGUCUAGAACAAUUUAUCGAAAACAACGAUCACAGUGUCUUUCAAUAUUCAUCCGAAUCCCCUUCACCUUCAUCACCAUCUCUUUACAAAAUGACGUCUACAUCUGAUCUGACGAUUGUCAAUGCCUUUCACGAACUUUCUUGUUUCUAUUCUCACCUAUCAACACUAGAAAUAACUAAUCACGAAAGAUUACGACCAAUAUGGGAUUCCUAUUUUAUGUACAUGGCUGAUCUAGCAGCCAAGAGAUCUAAUUGCAUGAAGCGUAGAGUUGGGUGCAUUCUAGUGAGAAAUCAUAGGGUUGUGGCUACGGGAUACAAUGGAACACCAAUGGGACUCAAAAACUGUAACGAGGGGGGAUGUCCAAAAUGUAACAUGGGUUCUAAUUGUGGAGACAGGUCGGAUUACUGUCUAUGCUUACACGCUGAGGAAAACGCUUUAUUAGAGGCGGGGAGGGCCAGAGUGGGGGAAAAAAGUAUAUUGUAUUGUAAUACGUAA